Molecule: messenger RNA, 735 nt
Organism: Cyclocybe aegerita
Lineage: Eukaryota; Fungi; Basidiomycota; Agaricomycetes; Agaricales; Hemipholiotaceae
Source: the annotation of a GenBank genome assembly
AUGGACGCGACCCAAAAUAUGGAUGCGAUACUCGACAACCUUGUCCUUCCUUCACUGCAGAAGCUCCUGAUGAGAUCAGUAACGACUGGCCUGACGUCCAUGAUCGCCCGCUCCGCCCCACCUCUCACUGACUUGACUAUAAUGAACACUGUACUGGGAGGCGAAGAAAUCUCCCUAUUGCAGAAGAUGCCCAGUGUGCGCGACUUGUGUCUGCUAGACACAUGUAUAGCCUGGUGGUUCUUUCGGCGUGUAGGCUCUACGGCCAAGUUCUCGGCGUCUCUGUCAGAUGGCAGGGUUGAGCCGUUCCUUCCCACUCUCUCCUCGCUGAAGAUACGGUGCGAGCAGGCGUAUCCGUGGUCGUCUUUCGCAGAUUUGUUUGGCCUGGAUCCGGAUCCGGAUGUGCAGAGUGGCGAUGAUAAGACGCAAGUUUGUCAGCCUCUUAGGAGGCUUUUCGUUGAGAUGGAGCACGCAGGUCCAACGGUGUUGCGCUAUUAUGAAAUGGAAGACCAUGAAGUGGAUCCUAUCGAUGAAGUCACUCUCUGGCGACUACGCACACUUCAAGCCGCAGGAAUUUCUAUCGAAAUUUAUGAUCAUCGUGGUACCUUACUUUUUGGAGCCAAUGAUGAGGACGAGGAUAUGUCAUUUUCUUCGGAUGAGUUCAAUGUUUAUGGUCUCCCCUUUUGCAAGCUGACACCCUCUAAUCCCGUUCGUGUUAAGGAUCGACACAAGGCGUAG